UAGAAGAUUAUGUUAUGGAAGAGUAAUAACUAGAAACUCUCUAUGCAGUACCCCCAUCAAUGGGAGGAGGAACCAUCAUGACUACCAUUACCAGUCAUCGUGUGCCUCAGUUUAGGAACACCCUCAACAACUUCUCUUCUCCUUCUCCUUCUUCUUCUGCUCCCAAGCUUAACCCUGCACUUUCAACUACAAACACUUUAUCUUGCACUUGCAGCGUCUCUCACACUCAACUUUGCACCAACCAGCCAGCUCCAUCUCAACGUGAAGUUGAAGAUGCUGUAUCAUCUCUUCAAGAAUUUAUGCAAGCAUUUCAACAGAUCUCAGGCUUUUAUGAUUCGAGGGGAGUGAUGUCUCAUGGAUAUAAAAGACUAUAUGAUGCUUUUCAGUUGCUGCAAGCUGAUCCCACUAUUAAGAGAUUAGUGGUAUCAUUAUCAUCUGAUAAGGCUCUUUGGGAUGCUGUCAUGAGCAAUGUCCGGCAUCAAAAAAAGCUCCUAGAGUUGCCUGAUUCAGUUGAUUGCAGGAGACCUCAGAUUUUUGAACUAAAUGAAUUUGGCAUACAAAUACUUAGCUGGACAUUGGAUAUCAUAAAGGGAAAAAUAUUGGAACUAAUAGAAAGUUUCCAAUCACUUGUGAAUGAUUUAUUUCAAUCCCCUAAGAUGGGGAAUGCCACAACAAUUGCAACAGAGAGGGAUGAAAAAGUUAGGUCAUCUUUCCUUCUCUCCAUACUAAUCCUCUUGAUUAUAAUAGUGGCUCGAUCUCAAAGGUUUUAGUUCAUGGAGUGUAGAUAUAGCAAGAGUACUCCAUUGUAUAUUUAUAAUUAUAUAUGAUUCAUGUUCAAACUAUGAGUCAUUUAUGUAACUUUUAUUUUUGUACUAGAAAGAUAAUUGGAUAAGCUAUGUUAGCUCUUUCAUCAUUACAAAAUUAUCAUAUUUGAAAUAUUUUAUAUCAGCUCCUACUUCUAA
Molecule: messenger RNA, 962 nt
Organism: Glycine soja
Lineage: Eukaryota; Viridiplantae; Streptophyta; Magnoliopsida; Fabales; Fabaceae
Exons: 4
Coding region: 60-770 (236 amino acids)
Source: RefSeq, a predicted model, not a curated record